Heteronotia binoei (common prickly gecko) is the source of this 1318-nucleotide messenger RNA. RefSeq names its product caspase-1-like. The transcript has 8 exons. Gene Ontology annotation, biological process: regulation of apoptotic process; proteolysis. Bases 20 to 1216 code for a protein of 398 amino acids. Lineage: Eukaryota; Metazoa; Chordata; Lepidosauria; Squamata; Gekkonidae. Gene Ontology annotation, molecular function: cysteine-type endopeptidase activity. The record is from RefSeq and is a predicted model, not a curated record.
UUUCUAAAGGCGCGGGGCCAUGGCCGACAAGAAGUUGGGAGAAGUGCGAACACAGUUUGUGCAGAAGGUAAACAAAGCUGUCAUCUGCGCAGUCCUGGAUGAUCUGCUAGAAAAUGGGGUCUUGAAUGAUGAGGAGGUGGAAAAGGUGAAGGCAGGAUCCGUCUCCCAGGAACAAGCCAGAACUUUGAUUGAUGGCGUCAAGAAGAAGGGCCCCAAAGCCAGCCUUAUUGCCAUCAAGAGCCUCCACACCCGAGAUGCCUUCUUGGCUGAACAGCUGGGUCUGGUGGCCUUCUUGGAAGGAAGUCCAUCACAAUCCCUCCAAGCUCUUGGUCUAAGGCCCAUCCUCUCCGUGGAAGAAACCCAGGCAGUGGAAUACAGACAGGGGAUCAAGCUUUGCCCUCCAAAUGUCUUUGACAAGAUCCAAAAGGAGGAAUCUACCAAGAUCUAUCCUAUUCUCCGGGACUUGAAGACACGCACCCGCUUGGCCUUGAUCAUCUGCAAUAUCGAGUUUGAGUCUGAGUUCUUCUCCAGGAGGGAUGGAGCUGAAGUGGACAUAGCAGGGAUGGAGUGUCUCCUGACAGGCCUGGGCUACAAAGUGGAACCACAUAAAAAUUUAUGCUCCAAGCAAAUGGCUGAACGUUUAAGAGAAUUCGCUGCUCGGGAGGAACACAAGAAUUCAGACAGCACCUUUGUGGUGCUCAUGUCUCAUGGCCUGCGGGCUGGCCUGUGUGGCGUGAAGAGCCAGGGCGAGAACUCCGACAUCCUGUCCCAUGACACCAUCUUCUCCAUCCUUAACAACAAGAACUGCCCAAAUCUGAUGAAUAAGCCCAAAGUGAUCAUCAUCCAAGCAUGCCGUGGGGAAAAUAAAGGCAUGAUAUAUGUGAAGAGUGCAGACGCACCGUCUACUGAUUCCAUGUCUCCUGCCCCACGGCCUCUGGAAGACUACGAAAGCGACGCCCUUCGAAAAGAACACGUGGAGAGCGACUUAAUUUGCUUCUGUUCCUCAACCCCAGAUAAUGUGUCCUGGAGGAGCCCUAAAACAGGCUCCAUCUUCAUUGUCCAGCUGAUAAAGCAGAUGCAGGAGCAUGCCUGGUGCUACCACUUGGAAGAGAUCUUCAGAGAAGUCCAGCAAUCAUUUAACAACAACCCACUGCAGCUGCCUACCAAGGAGAGAACUACACUUAUGAAAAGAUUCUACCUGUUCCCAGGCCAUUGAAGCCAAGCAAGAAGGUCCGUGUGCUGUUUCCAAACCAACUCCCUCCAGAUUUUCCUCUGCUCCAAAUAGUCUUUUGAGAUGCAGAGUCACGUUUCAAACCAA